Hirundo rustica (Barn swallow) is the source of this 6907-nucleotide messenger RNA. It is a transcript of the gene ZC3H11A, whose product is annotated as zinc finger CCCH-type containing 11A. The record is from RefSeq and is a predicted model, not a curated record. Gene Ontology annotation, molecular function: metal ion binding. Bases 3763 to 6117 code for a protein of 784 amino acids. The transcript has 17 exons. Lineage: Eukaryota; Metazoa; Chordata; Aves; Passeriformes; Hirundinidae.
UCGGAGCCCCCGCGGCGGCUGCUGGGAGAUGAGGGGCCGGGGGGGGGGUUUGCGGGCCCAGCCCCGGCUGCUCCGCAGGCCGCGCGUCCCCCGCGCUGUCCCCGCAGCCGGAGGGGAGCGCUGAGGGGACCACCGGGGUGAAGUGGGAUGAGGUGGAAUUAGCGGGAUUAGGUGGGAAUAAAGCCGGGAUGAGGUGGGUUUCCUACCCCUGGGGCUUUGGGGAGGGGGGGGCCUGCGUGUCCGAGGUAGGCCCGAGGCCUUUCCUUAGGGCUCGUCCCCCGCUCCAAAUUCGCGAUCCCAGCGCAGGUGCUUUAUAAAUCUCCUCAUUUUCGGGUAAAACCUCCUUUCUUCCUGUUGUAGCAACGCGUCUAAGGGGUUAUUUCUAAUGUAGUCGCCUAAUUACUCCUCACUCCCUAAAGGAACUUCAGGAGCUGAGUAACUGGAUGCAGCCGGGCUGAAUUCCUCCCGUAGGUUGUUAAAACAACGCGAUUCGGUGAAUUUUUGGGGGGUUUUCAUGUUUUUUAAAGGUUGGAGCUGAGAGGUUUCUGCUUUCUGCCGUCGAUUUUUGUUGUGGAAACGCCAAAAGGAGUUUUUUGUUGUUGCUGCAGGAUCAGAGCCUCUAGGUUAUUCCCAGAAAUGGACUCAGGGUCAGACUUCCUGAAUAAAGCCCGGCUUUAUUUGGCUGUAAAAAAGAGAAUAAAAGGGGAUUUCCCGGGGAAUAAAGGAUUUUGGGGUUGAGUCUGGGCACACCUGAAGCAGAACAGGAGGGCUGGAGGGGUUGCUGGAUAUGUCCAGGAGUUUUCCAGGGAAAACUUCCUGGUGCUGGCACUUCCCAGCUCCAGUGACGCUUUUCCAAGGUGAAAUCCAGGGGACAUCGAGUCUUUUUUGGGAUUUAAUAAAACAUUCCCGUGACAGGGGAGGAAUUGUCACAGGAAAUCGCUGCCAGGCCCUGGGGUUGAGCUCAGAAAUAUGGGGGAAGAAAAAAAAAAAGAAAAAUGCUUAUUUUCUAUAGUUAUUUUAGUCAAGAGUGGAUGUAGCAGCUUCCCUUGCUUUGGGGUUGAUUCCUGAAGAGGAAAAGCCGGAGGACAGUGGGAAAAAAAACGCCUAAAAAGGGGGUUAAAAUGUGGAAUUCAUGGUGUUUUUCCUUCUUUGUCACCUGAUAGACAGGAGGUGAAUCAUCAAAUGCCUUUGUCAGGAAUUCAAGGCACAAAUGAAGCAGCAGGAGAGGCUUUCCCAGGGGAAUUCUGGGGCAUGAAAUCCAAGAAUUCCUCACAGGGAGGUGCAGGAAAACUUCUCUUGGGUGUUUUUAUUUCUUUUCCCUUUAAAAUAAAAAGUGUGUGUUGGGGUUUUUUUGACCUGGUUCUUGCUGACCCUCAGCUGCUGCAUUUUUGAUUUGAUUUUUUUUACAAAUAAUUGGUUUAAAAACGUUUUACUACAAAAAUUUUAAUGGAAUUCUGGACAAAAAGGUGUUUCAAUUGCACAUUAACUUUAGUUAAUUCCAGACCUGCUGAGUGCACCAGAGUUGCUAAUUUUUAUUCAUAUUUUCCUUUUUUUUUUUUUUUUUUUUUGAUUGCCACCUUGAAACCGAUUUAAUAUGAGAGGAAAUAAAGGUUUUUUAUGAACCUUUUUAAUAAUUAAAUUACCUUGAUGGAAUUUAGAACCUUGAGGUUUUUUUGGGAGGGGUUGGUUGAUUUUUUUUCUGUUGCUGUCGUUUAUUUACAAGGUUUUAUUCCCACUCUUUAUACAAGAUUCAGACUCUGCACUGGAAUAUGGAAGGAUGUGGAAGGGAAAAUGCUGAUUCAGUUUGUAAAGGAAUUAAAUCUGAAGGGGUUUUCUUUCCCCCCAGGGUGGUGGAUGUAGGAAUGUUGCAUUUUUAGGUGUCUGAUUGCCUGAGGAAAGGAAAUUCCGCCUUCCAGCCUGGGAAUUCCUCCUGAUCUGGGUUGGAAGAGGAAUUCCUGCUUCCAGCCGGGAAUGACCCGAAUCCCUGCGGAUUUCAGUGUUGGCUUGAGCAAACCGAAGAGUUUGGGCUUGAAAUUUGAUUUGAAUUCCCAGGAGCACUGGGGAAAACACCUGGAAAAAUGUUGAACUUCCACAAGAAAAGGAGCUGCAGGAAUUUUUAGGAGUAGAUUCCCAGGAAUCUCCACGACCCCGAAUCUGAUUUUGAAGGUCCAAAAGUGAAUUUAACCCUACGGAGAUGGAAGAAGGGGAGGGAACCCUGUGCUUAAUUCCUGUUUUAUCCCCUGUGUCAAGCAGUAAAAAAACCCCAACCAAUCACUAAUCUGAGAACACAACUUUUCCUCUCUUUAUUUUAGACUUGGGAAAAUUCCCCGGCCAAAAAAAAAAAAAAAAAAGUCCUGGGAAAAUUCACUAGUGUCUGUGUGAGUAAAAGGUCCCAAGCAUUUCUUCUUAACCUGUAAAGAAAAAUUUCAUUCAGUUUUGUGCUCCCCAGAGAGUCAGAAAUCCUUUACACAGAUGUCAGAGGGGUAAAAUUGACACGUAUUUGGAUUUUAGCUGGUUUGGUUGCAGGUUGUGUGCAAAAGAGCCCUAAAAAUCUGAUUUUUAUAAGACUGUCCAAAAGAAAAGUGUGAUUCCCAUGAAAAAAAAGCUGAAUAAAAUCAAUUUUUGAUGGCACCAAAAACCCCAGCCAGCUGCUGAACUGGAUCCAAGGCAGGAUAAUGAUGGAUAAAUGGAUCAGGGAACAGCGCAAAUAGCAAAAUUGUGGUAUUUGAUGGAAACCCCAACUAAUUCCUGUCCCAAAUUCCCAAUCCGUGCAGCCACGCCGCUCCCAAUGCGAUCCCUGCUUCCCAAAGCUCGCUGCUGCUGCUUUUCCUUGGGUGGGGAUAAAGGGAUAAAGCCCUUCUGGAUGUGUCCCCUGCGCUGUCCCCGUGUCCCCAAACCCCCUCUGACCCCGUCACCUCAUCCCAAAGCACAGAAAUAAUCGCAUUUUCCCCCGGAUUUGCUUUUGAGGUGGGAAAUGGGCUGAAAUUCCUGCUCCUUGUUGUGCUGUCCCUCCCUCUUUGGGGUGUGUAUAAACACGUGUGUGGGUUUAUACACACAGAAUUGGGGGGGGUUUGUUGUACAGGUCACAAAGACGGGGGAAGGUUUUUGUGUUUUCUUAAUAGGUGAAGAAAUCUCGGAAGACCCGAAAUUGCAACUUACUGAAUUAAAUCAUUAAAAAAAAAAAAAAUUAAAAAAAAAAAAAAAAAAAAAAGAAAAAAAAAAAUUAGAAAUUUCCCCAGCUGUGGAAGAUGGAGCCUCAUUUUUGCAGCCACUUUGAAUCCUGAGUUCAUCUUUUAAAAAAAAAAAAAAAAAAGGCGCUGGGGCUUUUUAUUUUUUAAUUUUUUUUUUUGUUGGUUAUUUUUUUUUUUUUAUUGGAAGAAUUAAAAUAUCCCUGGCUGUCUCCAGUGUGCCAGUUUUCCAAUGGACUCAAUUCCUUCAUUAGUUGUCAGAUUGUUCUGAGAGCACCUCAGAGUUUGGAAUUGUUGGCUGAGAGGUUCCCUUGGAAUUGUCAGGAGGAAAAAAAGGAAAAAAUUCUUUCUGCCCCUUUGUUAUUCAUUCACGGACUCCUUCGGCCUACAGGAGAGGGGAACUGCAUGGCUGGGAAGAUCAAAGCCUGUGCUCAACGUGGCCAGGGUUUCUGUUAAAAAGAAGCUGUCACUGCUAAGCCAGGAGAAGCCUUUGAAGCGAAGCCAAUUCUUGCCCAGGCUGGAGGAGAGCCCUGAGAGGGAGCAGACCCUGAGCUUUUCCAAGGAUUUCUGCAGCAUGUCCAACCAGGGAGACGACUGCUACUUCUACUUCUACUCCACCUGCAACAAGGGAGAUUCCUGUUCCUUCCGGCACUGCGAGGCCGCCCUGGGCAGCGAGACCGUCUGCACGCUGUGGCAGGAGGGGCGGUGCUUUAGGAAUGUCUGCAGGUUCAGGCACAUGGAAAUCGAUAAAAAGCGGAGUGAGAUCGCCUGCUACUGGGAGAACCAACCUGGAGGCUGCCAGAAGCACAACUGUGCUUUCCACCACACCAAGGGACGCUACGUGGACGGGCUCUUCCUUCCCCCCAGCAAAACCACUCUGCCGAGCCCCGCCGAGGCCGCCGAGGACGAGGUGAAGAUGGUGCAGCUGCAGCAGAGCAAGCUCUCCGUUCAGUCCAACCCGUCCCCGCAGCUGCGGGGCGUGAUGAAAGUGGAGAACUCGGAGAAUGUCCCCAGCCCCACGCACCCCCCCGUGGUCAUCAACGCCGCAGAUGACGAUGAGGAUGAUGACGACCAGCUUUCUGAAGAAGGAGAAGAAACCAAAGCCCCGGUCCAGCCACCACCCACAGAAGCCCACAACGGACUGAGGGUGAUUUCCACCAGGAAAUCCAAUCCCAGUGCAAAGCAAGAUGACAACUUAAAUUUUGGGAUAAAAACCUUGGAAGAGAUCAAAUUGAAGAAACUCAAGGAAAAAGCCAAAAAACAAGAAGGUCCCUCAGGAGUGGCUGUGGAGCCCCUCCAGGCCCGGAGCAUUCCCGUGCCAGAGAAGGAGAACGUCCGGACCGUGCUGAGAACUGUGACCCUCUCCUCCAAGGAAGGGGAGGACCCCGUGAUCCAGCUGAAUCUUCCUGACAGACUGGGAAGAAGGAAGACCGUCAUAGGUGGGAAAACUUUCCUUCCCCUGAGGAGGAACGUUGCUGACAGGCUGGGGAGGAAGGCAGAGCUGCAGGAGAACGCUGACAAAGCCCCGAGGAGAGGCACAGUGCAAGUCCUGAAGUCCCUGAAGGAGAGGCUGGGGCUGCCCUCUGAGCAGAGCAGCACCGAGACAGACAAAGCCACCAAGCCCAUCGAGGAGAUCCGGGUGAAAACCCUGGAGGAGAUCCGGCUGGAAAAAGCCAACCAGAGGCGAGGGGAGCCGCCAGCCAAAAUCCCGGGGGAAGGCAGGAGAGGCGAGGAUCCCGGCGCGGGAGCCAGACCCUCCCCAGCCGCCCGCACCAAAUCCCUGGCGGGAGCGCUGGCCGAGAAGAACCACAAACGGUCGGGAGAGGAGAAGGAGAAGGCCGAGGAGUUCCCCAGCAGGGCCCGGGCGGAGGCCGAGCCCCGCAGGCAGAGCGUGGCCGUGCCGGGCAGGGCGGAGCCGGCCAGGCCCAAGGGCGCCGGGGAGCUGCGCAUCAAAACCCUGGAGGAGAUCAAGCGGGAGAAGGCGCUGAGGAUGCAGCAGAGCGGGGAGAACGUUCCCGCUGCUCCCGCCCCGCCCGAGGCCGCCCUCAGGGGACGGAAGCUGCUCCGCGUCACCAAGCUCCUAGCGCCUGGAAGAGAGGAGAAGAUGAUCGUGGAGCUGAACAAACCUUCCCUCAAGGAGGGCUGUGCAUCUGCUGAGAAUUCAGGGAAUUCUGGCAUUCAGGUGAAGAGCCUGGAGGAAAUCAUGUGGGAGAAGCGUCAGCUGAAACAGCGCCAGGAGGAGAAACUGCAGAAAGGAUCCGGGGCAAUUCCAGCUGAAAAACAGGAGAAAAACAAGGAUAAAAGCCCCGAGUCUGCUGUGGGAUCAGCGCAGCAGCUGGGCAGGAGGAGGCUGGGAAAACUCCAGGAGGAUGGAGUGGGAAGCCCGGAGAAGGAUCCAGGGAAAAAGGGAGCUCAGCUGCCCGAGAGGAAAACCAGAGCCAAAUCCAGGGUGUGCCUGAAGCCCCUGGAUGCCAAGGCCACGCCCAAGCAGCCGCUGAAGAGGAAGGGUCCCGAGGGGCCCCCCCCCGCCGUGGUGGCCGUGAAGCCGCUGGGGGCCACCAGCGGGGACAUCCCGGAGCCCUCGGCCAAGGUUGUUGUUCCCACUUCUCCAGAGGACAGCCCGGGCUCCAACCCUCGGGGAGAGAAUUCCCAGAGCAGCCCCAAGCUGCAGGCUGGGAGCCGGGGGGAUUCCCCGGCGCAGUCGGAGGGGUCGGGAUCGGGAUCGGGAUCCUCCUCCCUGGAGGCUCCGGUGAAGCUGCGGCGCCUCAGCUCGGCCGGCGCCGCCAAACCCGCGCUGUCGGUGGAGGACGACUUCGAGAAGCUCAUCUGGGAGAUCUCCGGGGGAAAACUGGAAGCAGAAAUCGACCUGGAUCCCGGGAAGGACGAGGAUGAUCUCCUGCUGGAACUCUCGGAGAUGAUUGACAGCUGAGAGAGGCAGGUCUUAAAAAACCACCAAAAAAUAAACCAAACCGCCCCUAAAAAAACUCCCAUCCCCACACAAAUCCUGUAAAUGUUGUUGGAUCCGUGGAGGGGAUCCUUUUCCAGCUGGAAGCGCAGUUGGAUUGCUAGGAAUAGGCAGAGUCUGCACUCAGUUAUCCCGAAAUUCCGGCGGCUCCUCCCGCUUGGGACAGGACAAAGCACUUGGAGUUCCCUCGGGGGACACAGAUCCCAUCUCCAGAGCCAUCCCAGCUCCCUCCUGUGCUGGACAGCGCAUCCCAAAAACCCCAGAGUUACUGUGUCAACUCUGGAAUUGACGGAUGGACGCCGCCUCCGCGCUCGGAGCCGGGGGAAUUCGGGAAAAGCGGGCUGGGAGAGGGAGCAGCGAGUCAGAGUUCGGACCAAACACUGCCGGCGUGAGCCUGGCUCCGGAUGAUCCAGGGCGGCUUUCCCUGAGGGCACCGGGGUCCUGGGCAGCCAGAAUUCCUGCUGGCUGCCUGCAGGGAUUCGGGAAAAGGAGGAUUGCCUCAAGUGCCUCUCGGUUCUGAGGAUCGCUCCCUGCCGAAGGACUGGAACCGGCCGGGAUCCUUGUGGGAGGGAGGAAAAGCACCUGGAGUGUUCCCCCCGGCUGCUUCCCUCUUCCAGCCCGUCAGGAGAUGGGAUUGGGUGGAAUCCCUGUGGAUUUUAUUUGAUUGUUUUGUUUUUUUUUUUUCUGUAAAUAUUUUAUUCUUCCAUUUUAUAUUUGUAUGAUUCUAUUUAAGGGAUUAAAAGUAGGCUGUUCA